Messenger RNA from Thrips palmi, 1806 nucleotides. RefSeq lists its product as uncharacterized. Lineage: Eukaryota; Metazoa; Arthropoda; Insecta; Thysanoptera; Thripidae. Gene Ontology annotation, molecular function: protein binding. The coding region runs from base 102 to 1508 and encodes 468 amino acids. The transcript has 3 exons. The record is from RefSeq and is a predicted model, not a curated record.
CUUCCAAGACCUGCGGUAAGCUCCGGGACUUCCAGUGUCUACGGCGUGCGUGCUCGUUCCCGGUGCUCCACGUGGCCAGCGUCGCAGUUCUUGGUCCCGCCAUGGACGAAUCGCUCCUCCUGUCGCUGUCGGACGACGUGCUCCUGGCCGUGCUGUCCUACCUGAGGCCCGAACAGCUGUUGCGCUGCCGCAUGGUGUGCCGUCGGCUCCGGGAGCUGUGCCUGCACCAGGACCUGUGGCGGAAAGUCAAUCUGUUGGACCGGGACAGGAAUGUUCUGCAUGCUGCACUCGGUGUCGCGCCGUGUCUUUGCUCGUUGCAGUGCGGUGUUCGUACGCCCAUCGCCACCCUGGGCUUCCUUGUGGUGCGCACCCUAUGCGUUGUCACGAAGCUUGUGUUGACUGUUAAGAGCGCUACCGAGGCUGCUUCAGCCACGGCAGUUAUUUACAAGCUCAGUGCCCUCGGCGGUUUGAGAAAGCUGGAACUGGACAUACAAUACGACCAUGCAGAGUGCCGCAUGGCAACGAUGACCCUGAUGAUGGCAGCGUACAGCAUCCAGGGUCUAAAGGAAUUCAAUAUCACCAACUCUGGGUUAAAGCCACUGCCAGCUUUAACAGGAGACCUGGACGUGAGGUUCUCCUUAACUCGGCUUGUCUACUUUGCACGUGAUGCAGACUCCUUCCUGCUGCUACUGCUUAAGACUCACGCCGCAACUCUUCAGACCGUGCAACUUGAAUUUUUGACUGACGUCCCUGUGUCAUCAUUGGCAAAGCUUCAUGAGUUGCGCUAUUUGUCAUGCUACCCCAGUGGGGACUUGUGGCAGCUGGCAUCUUUACCAAAGCUCGAGUCGUUCGCACCGUCGUGGACACCCGGCAGCCUUGCCCCAUCGGGCGCAUUGUACUUUCUUUCUCAGGCGCCACAUCUGCGAACCUUGGUGAUCCGUCCCACCUGCACGAACCCCGAAGCUCUCCUUCGGUCUGUGGUUGGGUCACGCUCUGCUCAGUUUCUCCGAAAGAUUGACUUCUCCGCUUCAUCGAAUGUCUGGGACCUCUGCGUGGCACCCGCCCUGUCCAACUUCCACUCCCUCAAGUCCCUGGACAUGGGCUGCGAGCCUUCAGACUUGUUCUUGCGGGCUGUUAGCCCUGCAUCGGUGCCCUGCCUCACGUCCUUGUUUGUGGCCUUCAGCAAAGGUUCCUGCCUCCACGCUUGGUUCCACCGCCCCGCCAUUCAGGACGUUCUCGUGAGGAACCCUCAACUGCACCUUCGACGCAGCAUAUACCUCACCUCUGAGAACCGGUACUAUGGGUACUCCUCGUACUGUGCCGCUGAAGACGGCAGCUGUAUGUGGUGCCACUGGGGUUGCCACGGAUCGCUGAGGAAAGUAUCUUGGAAUAAAAUGGCCGCCUCAGCCCACGUCAGGAGAGCUACCUGCCCUGUUGCUGUUGACUGCGUGAAAGUGGCCGGAUCAGCUUGCCCGUCCUGCGGCCACCAAAGUUGUCCCACCAUCUGAGGACCGAAUGGUUUUCAAAAUGCGUGCAGUUUAACCGGGCAUUGCAUCCCAUAAAUGUUGGUUUAUCUUAUACCCGUCUGUUACAUAUGCAGCACCGUCCCUCGCAACGUUGCAACGAACUCUAAAUUUGUUCUGAUUGUAAUGUACGGUAAUAAGAUUAAACUAUAUAAGUAUGCCCAAUGUUCCUAGAGGGAAAUUGUCAUUUAAAUGUGUCUACAUCGAACGUUCCUUGUCGUCCUGUGUGUUGCGCCUUAAUUUAAGGACCUCGAUUCAAAACUAUGUGCUGAAGUAAAUUAAA